AUGAAGAUGACCCUGCUAGUAGUUGUUAUCACUGUGACGGCAGUACAGGCGCUGCAGGAGUCCAUGCUGGAACAAGCACGCUUACAUCGAGAGAAUUUGGUGCGAAAAUAUUUGAAGAAGCUUAAGAAAGAGGAAGGUGCAAUCAAGUUAGUUGGUGGAAGAGGCGAUUUCGAAGGCAACCUUGAAAUUUUCCACGAUGGAAAAUGGGGAGCCGUUUGCGAUGACGAGUGGGACUCGAGUGAAGCGCAAGUAGUAUGUCGACAGCUAGGCUUUCCGGGCUACGUUAAAGCUACCCACAGUGGUCACUUUGGCAAGGCGAAGCGAAAGUAUUGGAUGGAUAAUCUCUUCUGCGGUGGAAAGGAAAGCGAACUAGCAGAUUGUCAUUUCGAUGACUGGGGACAUAGCGAUUGCGAAUCUAGUGAGGCUGCUGGCGUCAUUUGCAAGCAAGAUCAUCAGCCCUCUUCAACGGCUAAACCGAUUCCAGCGGAAGACAAACCAAAAAAAGCACCGCUUGGAAAAGAGUUGGAGGUUCGACUGGUUGGCGGGCGGAUUCCGAAUGAAGGACGUGUUGAGGUACGUAAAAGUGAAGGUCCGUGGGGUACUAUUUGCGCUGAUGGAUGGUCUCUGUUGGAAGGCAACGUCGUUUGUCGUCAGCUGGACAUGGGAUAUGCAAAUGAUGCCAUUCAAACGGAUUUUUUCGGCGGGUCAAACGAAAGCAAAAUACUACUGAGCGGAACGGAAUGCUACGGAAACGAAAGCAGUUUGGCUGCAUGUUCGCAUCACGAAAUUGGCUGGCUGAGUGGGUGCAGUGAACGGGGCGGUAACCAUGUGGCGGCGGUGACAUGUGUGGAAAGACUGCCCGAUUUGGCAUUUGACCACGUGGAGAUGGAACAAUCGCUGCACCUUGAGGAUAGGCUAAUGUAUUUACUACAGUGUGCUAUGGAGGAAAAUUGUGUAGCAUCGCAGGCGUAUGAGAUACAAAGGGAAAAUCCCAACUGGCACUUGGAAAGCAGAAGGCUACUGAAAUUCACGGCACGUGUGCUAAACACCGGCACGGCUGAUUUUAGGCCCAAUAUACCGAAGCACCUGUGGGAAUGGCACCUUUGCCAUAUGCACUAUCACAGCAUGGAAGUGUUUGCUACAUUCGAUAUUUUUGACUCGAAAGGAGUGAAAGUUGCAGAGGGCCACAAAGCUUCGUUUUGUUUGGAGGAUAACCAAUGUCUUCCUGGAACCGAGCCCAAGUAUGCUUGUGCAAACUACGGUGAUCAAGGCAUUUCCGUAAAUUGUGCCGACAUCUAUCGACACAACAUCGAUUGCCAGUGGGUGGACAUCAGCGAGCUGGACUUUGGACUUUACACCCUGCGAAUUGCCGUCAAUCCAGAGUUCAAAGUGCCGGAAAUCAGUUACGACAAUAAUGCGGCUGUCUGCUCGCUACUGUACACAGAAACCUACGCGCGCGCUUACGACUGUAAAAUUAUGCGACCCUAA
Molecule: messenger RNA, 1488 nt
Organism: Sabethes cyaneus
Lineage: Eukaryota; Metazoa; Arthropoda; Insecta; Diptera; Culicidae
Gene: Loxl2
Product: lysyl oxidase homolog 2B
Exons: 6
Coding region: 1-1488 (495 amino acids)
Biological process (GO): peptidyl-lysine oxidation
Cellular component (GO): membrane
Molecular function (GO): copper ion binding; protein-lysine 6-oxidase activity
Source: RefSeq, a predicted model, not a curated record